GCCAGAAAAAAAAGUUGGUUGUGUUUUUUUUUUUCCUCGAGGAGCAAGGGUAGCAGCUUCUCUCUCUCAUGAUGGGGUGAACAGGCUUACUAGUAUCAGAGCAAGGCUUGUGGAAGGAGACCUGAAGGGGAAUUUCCCCCAAGGUUAACUCCUCCACUGGGUCCCCACCUGAGGAUCUGCUCCACUGAACAUCCUCUGACUUGUUCCAAAGAUCUAGUCCAUAAAGCAGCCUGUUUCAUUCCGAGUUAGGCAAAUUUCCUUAACAGUAACCUUUUAAAACAAAUAAACUUCCUUAAUAAUAAUAGUCUUUAUGCGUUUGAUAGCCUGGUAGAGAAACAGCUGAGGGGUAGAUAUGGUAGAUAAACUUGUGACCAGAGUGGAGGCGGUGAACAGGAAAGAGCUGCUUGUUCUCUUUUAGACCAAGAACUGCAACAGUCAAGUGAUGCUGGAAUGCAAAAGAUUGAAAACAAUAAAGGUGAAGUGGUUUUUUUACACAAUAUUUGGGUCAGCCACAGAGUGGUUUGUGUCCCCCCCAGUCUGCUGGAUGUCAGAAAACUUAUGUGGGUUCAAAAGCAACUGGAUGGAAGAAAUCAAAAUUUCAUGUGAAAUAGAAAGUUUUAACCCCUGGCUUUGGAAACUGCUGAGCUGUAAGGGAGCGGAAACCAAAAGAGCGUGUAGAGAAGAUGUUGGAGAGUACUUGUUCCGCUUCUGCUCUUUCUCUUCUUUCCAAGCAUCUGUUUUUGAGUACUCUGAGACGACAUCCUGGGCUGAAUAGGCCCUAUGGAUGUGAUGUGAUGUGAUGUGAUGUGCCUGUUCUUCCAGGCAUAUAGCUUUUCUGAAGCUGGUCAUGGAAAGGGAAGUGAAAUGCUACUGUAUGUGUGCUCGUGUGGUUUUUGGUCUUAUAUAUCUGAUACUGAUGAGCCUUGGUCGUCCAGUUCCUGUGUAUUUUCCUGUAUGCUGCCUAGCUGUAAAGGCAUUUAAAGAUCACUAACAACCCUGGCUAAUGCUUUUUGACACGAUUCGUAUACAUGAGCAAUUCUUAAGGACCACAACCUUUUUGAAAGCAGUAAUGGUGUUGAGGGAUACAUUCAGGUUUGAAUGACUUGUGUUGGUACAACCCUUGUGCUGGGAUUACAACUGGAAAGGCAGGAAAGGGGACCAAGACACUGAAAACCGCUUGUGUACUGGUUUCUGUGGAUUUUGUGGAUGGUAACCUAUACAGCGCAUGCUAUUUUCUGGCCUAAUUAUGUGCAAAGUAUUCUAGUCAGUUGACAGGCUGUCUGUGAUCAUCUUAAAAAUGCCUCGGUGGCUGAGACGAGAUCUGUGAAAUUCUUCAGAAGUGGCCCAGGUAAGCUGGGAAGAAUUAACCAAAGGUGAAGUUUAAAAGCACAAAGGGUCAAAGCUGUGUGGUAUCAUUAGGUAUAAAGAAACCAGUGAGUGCUGAUGUAUAGGAAAGUGUUGAAACAUUGGUUGAAAACGAACAGGUUAAGUCCAGAGAUUGUUGAUCACAUGGAUCUUGUCAGCCUGGCAGCCAGUCAGCUUGGCCAAAUGUGGCUGAGGGCCUCAGCGGGUGCCCAUGACGUACAGUGUGAUUUCCAGAAGCUUUAUGUCUACUAACAGAGCAGAAACAGAGUUUUUUCAAGACGUCAGCAGAAAGAUUUCAGGAAAAGGCGAUGCAGGGGUUUUGGAAAUGUGUUGGCUGUCGGUCCGAGCUAGGAGCGGAGCACCGGCGCAGUGCUGGUGUACCUGCUUGGCUGUCAGUCUUGCUGGUUUCUGUGUACCUGUGUGACAAAGUGACUUCAGGUGGGAGGUGGGUAAGGAGAGUGGGCUGUCGUGAUAUGUGCUGAGGAAACGCGCUUGGUCUCACUAACAUGAUGCUUAAGAAGACGCCAACAGGAGCUUAUGGCGUUUGCGUGGCUGUUACAGCUACAGAAAGGCGUUAGGUGAAUCCAGCUUGUGAAGUCUCCCAGGAAAUAUCGAUAAAAGAACUUAGAGGUGCAGCAGAUGAGUCACAAAAAGCUCAUUUCUGCAACAUAAACUGCAGGGCACCGCAUCCAGCCAGGGAGAUAAGUUUUGCAUAACUCCAUCAACAAGUCAAGCCUCAUCAGACCUCUCACUGAAACAACCUGAAAAUGAAGGCGGCUUCACCAAGAUUUGCAGCAUGACCAAGUGUGACACGCAGGUCCCUCUGCUUUGAGUACAAGAGCAGCAACUGUGAAGAAAGAGGAGUUCUCUAAUCACAUCACGCCCAGACAGACGCAUCAUUAAGCAUAUGACAGGCAAUAAUGUCGUCCCUGCUACUUCUGUACAUCCGACUUCAUACGCGCUUGAAACACCAAUAAAGCUGAAAGCUGCGGGCACCAUCAGGAUGGAGCAGACACCAGGACUUUGUUCAGCCACCAAGCUGGCUCUGCCCAUGUCAGUCUUCUGGGACACAUCCUAAAGAGCUCUGCAAGGGGAAGACAUAACAGCGAAGCCCAGGAGAAUGAAGAGACGCAAGUGCCCCUACAAAUGUCCUGCACGAAGGAAGAUCCUGAUACUGUGUGUUACAGGGUGGCUGAUUGCACUGCUGAAGCUCCUCCAUGUCGAAAGACACUUUUUUCCCUCCAAGGGCAUUUAUUUGGUUGAGCACUUCUUGAGCACUUCUUCUUAUGUUAGAAACAGGUAUUCCUACCUUAGAAAUGAGUUCCAGUAUGAAAUUAAUUGUUCGUCUGUAUAUGAACAAGAUCCCCAUGAAAUUGGCAAGAGCUUAGAGAUAAGAAGAAAAGAGAUAAUUGAUUUGGCUGAUGAAGAUGUCGUAGCAAUGACGAGUGAUUGCCAAGCAUAUCGUUCACUUAGGAAAUACCACCUAAACCCUGUUUCUCCAGAGGAGGAGAGCUUUCCAAUUGCCUAUUCUUUGGUUGUUCACAAAGAUGCGAUAAUGGUAGAAAGGCUCAUAGGUUCACUGUACAGUCAUCAAAAUAUUUACUGCAUCCAUUAUGACCAGAAAUCAGCAAAAAGCUUCAAAUCUGCGAUGAACAGUCUAGCUAAAUGUUUCCCCAAUAUUUUCAUUGCAUCAAAAUUGGAGACAGUGGACUAUGCACACAUUUCACGGCUACAAGCAGAUUUCAAUUGUUUGUCUGAUUUGAUGGACUCUUCAGUUCCCUGGAAGUAUGUUAUUAAUUUGUGUGGCCAAGAUUUCCCUUUGAGAUCAAAUUUUGAGUUGGUUGCUGAACUGAAGAAACUCAGUGGAGGAAACAUGCUGGAAACUAUAAAGCCAAGCAGUAGCAAAAGAGAACGAUUUACUUAUCACUAUGAACUUAUGAAAGUGCCUUAUGAAUACACGCAGAUGCCUGUAAAAACCAACAUUUCCAAGAAUCCGCCACCUCAUAAUAUUGAGAUAUUUGUAGGCAGUGCCUAUUUUGUUUUAAGCCGAGCAUUUAUUCAAUAUACUCUUGAAAGCUCUCUUGCAAAAGAUUUUUUCGAGUGGUCAAGGGAUACAUACUCUCCGGAUGAACAUUUCUGGGCUACUCUUGUACGUGUUCCUGGGGUCCCUGGGGAGGUUCCAAGGUCGGCUCAGGACAUAACAGACCUACAAAGCAAAACUCGUCUGGUGAAAUGGAAUUACCUUGAAGACCAUUUGUAUCCUCCCUGCACUGGUAACCAUCUUCGCAGUGUCUGCAUUUAUGGGGCUGCAGAAUUAAGAUGGCUUCUGGAUUAUGGGCACUGGUUUGCCAACAAGGUUGACUCCAAAGUAGACCCUGUCCUGGUAAAAUGCUUGGCAGAAAAACUGGCAGAACAACAGAAAGAGUGGGUGUAUUUGUCGUCUGAUAAAUACUUUCUGCACAUAAAUUCUAUGAAUGCCUUGCUAUAGCAGCACUGUCUUCCCUGCUGUCAGUACUGUGUACUGUUACAGCACAGCACCUGCAGUUCUUCUGCCUUGACCUCCUGCAGACUGUUAGUGAGCGAAACGUCCCUUCUGCAUGAAGUUCUGGGCCCUGGAGAGCCAGGUGCCUGGCCAUUUAUUUAUGAAAAGUCAUGCCUCUCUGAUUAACUGUUUUGUAACUUGCCACAGUAAUCCUGUAAUUGUUCUUCAGGGUGAUUCCAAGAGGGUGAGGUUUGCUUUUGGAGGCUCUGGCACUGUCUGUCCAAUGGAGUAUUUCAGAAACAUGUUUUAUAUCAAGUGUGUUUGCGUCUUACCUAAGAAACUCCAGCACAUCUGUCUGCCAGUCCCUCUUUCCUUUAUUUUUGUAUUUCUUAAAAGUGUGAAACAAAGACCUCUGUAGCUACUACCUCAGGAAAACUGGAAGUGUCCAGCUCACAGGCAAAACCAAGAGAUCAGCAUGACACCAAAUGAGCUGUGUGGCCUCACCUGAAGUCCCAAACUUCCAUGUAGGAAGCUCUGUGGGAGCUAACAAAGAUCUUUGAACUGUGAAUAUGACUGGAUAAUAUAAGGGAAAGAAGAUCCUUAGAUACCGCAUUGGCCAUAGCAUCGUUCUUUUUUCCCAGCUCAUCUGUGCAUUGCUUUUCCUUCUGUGAAGCGUGUGCUCAGGUGCCGUGCCAUGCCUACAACAUCAGAAUUAUGCACUGUUAUUCUUCAAAGGCAGUAAGCAAGCAUGCCCUAAGGCCAGUCUCUGUAGCCCCUUAGAGUAGAUACCCAUGCCAAAAGAGGUCAAUCUUCAUUUCUCUCUGCCCAUAGAAAUAACCUCCUGUGAAAUCCCAGUCCUCUUGAGACACUAUGUCCAUACAUGGUGGACAACAAGUGCUAUUUCUAAUUAGUGUUCAGCAAUGCGCUACUAUGUUGAAAUGCAAAGCAUGCAAAGUCGAGCAGUAAUCGUUAGAAUAGCCAUACUGCAGAAAUGAAGACCCUGUGUAGAAGUGUCUUUCUGGGUAAGUCUCAUGCCUUGUGCCACCAUGAUGCCAGGCUGAUGGGUGCCUGAGCAAGCCCUGGUUCAGCUGUAGAACAACUGUUCUCCAACAGCCUCUGCUUCCCAUGGCCCUGCUAGGCCUCCUGACAGCGAAGUGGCCUGGGAACCUCCUCGUAGCUGGGCUCCCCAUGCUACAGCAU
Molecule: messenger RNA, 5047 nt
Organism: Egretta garzetta (little egret)
Lineage: Eukaryota; Metazoa; Chordata; Aves; Pelecaniformes; Ardeidae
Gene: GCNT4
Product: glucosaminyl (N-acetyl) transferase 4
Exons: 3
Coding region: 2486-3853 (455 amino acids)
Cellular component (GO): membrane
Molecular function (GO): acetylglucosaminyltransferase activity
Source: RefSeq, a predicted model, not a curated record